CCUCGUGCUUUUGCCGAUGGGGCAUCCUCGCAACGGCAACUGGGGCAGCUGGGGCGUGCGACUUUUCCAGCUCGCGGCCCUUGUUGUACCGGUCAAUGGAGCGGUGAUAGAAGCAUCCAAUGCCAGUUUUGUCGACCUGCUUGCAGAGAACGAGGUGGUGAUCACCAUGUUCUACAGAAGCUGGUGCGGACAUUGCAAGCGCUUGAAGCCGGAGUACCAUAGGGCAGCCGAGCGGCUGGCGGCCACAAAGAGCAAGGUGCUCCUGGUACAAACUCAGGACGACGCGCUGUUCAAGCAAUAUGAGAUCAAAAUGGUUCCAUCGCUGUGGGUCUUUGCGAAUGGCAAGCAGCUAUAUCAGCACUAUGCCUGGGAGUUUGACGAUGUCUACGACUUCGCAUGGUCCUUUGAUGCUCUUCAUCUACCUGUAGGCUUCAUCUACAGACACUACCUUCGCCUUCGAAGUCUCUAUCGUUUUGGGCUGAAGGCUGCGCUGAAAGCCAUGAAGCUGAGAGCAGAUCACCCCUUGCAGCUCUAUUUGCCACACGUCUUGGCGCCGGCGCUGGUUGGCUCUGUACUCGUCAUCGUUGCACCGAUUGCUUUGCUGCUCUAUGAGUCAGCAAAGAAGGCAAGAAAGGCGGAGGACAAGGAGAAGAAGUCCUGACGGCCAUGAGUGCAUGAGGAAGUUCUUUCCUCAAAGAGUAGAUAGCCAAGUAGAUUAAAUGUGGUAAACCCAAUAAUAAACCAUCCCC
Cladocopium goreaui is the source of this 749-nucleotide messenger RNA. NCBI's taxonomy places the organism in Eukaryota, Dinophyceae, Suessiales, Symbiodiniaceae. The record is from the annotation of a GenBank genome assembly.